CCUAACUCUCCAUGUUGGACGUUUUAAGUAGCUUUAAUUUACAUUUAUAAUGCCGCUUUAUUACCUUUUUAGUAUGUGUAUGUGCGUGCGGUACAGUAAAACACAUCUUUUCGCGAUUAUCAAGCAAUGUGAGUUACCAAAAACGAAACAGUCCUACUGACUUCAAACGAAAGGCGCCCUUUUAUUGUAUUUAUCGAUGCCUCGCUACCGAAUUCGACUCCUGUCACCAGUGCCAGAAUUGCAUCGGUUAACGCUUUGUCAAGCGCAAUGCUACGGAUCCAGCACGCAAAGAGGAGUAACGAGUGAUCGUACCUUUAUUGUCUCUGGGCAACCCAUGAUCUCUCGCAAGUGUCCGUAUUAUCGUUAUGCCGUAGCUGCAGGCAUUUGUCGAUAGUAUCAGAGGCGAAUUUAUCUUUUCAACAUUCUCUUAAUCAUUAAUAAUUGGCCUGGGUUUGUCCCUGAUUCACCGUAGAUUAUUUACGGGAUCAUGUACCGCAUUGAGGAUUGUGAAUAGCGGUGAAUGGCAGAAGCGCCCCCAGUCAUCGUCCAACCGGAUGCUGCAUCUGAGACAGCGCUGGAUGCUAAUCACGGCACUGCGACUAAUGCAUCGGAGAGCGCUGUAACCGUGCAACCAGCUGCCAGCCACGACGGUCCUUCGGACAAUGCGGCCGAGGGUGCACGCGGAGGCGGUCAAGAUGCGGCGGCGACCAGUGAAGGCGACGCCACAGAAGGCGAAGCUGGAGCGGAGCAGGCGACGGCGCAGACCAAGAAAAAAAAAUCCGAACCACGGAUAAUUGUGCCCUUCAACGCUGAGGAAAUGGAUGAGCUAAUUAAGCAGGCCUUUACACUGGUGGAAAAGGAGUGCGAGAAGGAGGAGUACGACAAUGGGCGGGUGAAAGUGUGGCGUUCGCUGGUGGAGGAUUAUCUCGUGCGGAAGGUCAUGGGCCUGGAACGGCCCUUUAAGUACUGCUUCUACGUAUCGGUCAUGCAGAACAGCGGUGACGGCGGUAAUGUCGUGCUGGGCGGCUAUUGUCAGCCGGAUGUGGACGGCUUCACGUCAGGCCACUGGGAGAACGAGUCGGUGCUCGUGGAUGUGGUGGUGGUAGCGUUUUCCGUGCAGUGAAUUGGAAGUUGCGCAUGGGCGUGCAUCCGCCGUUCAACAACGGAUCGGCAGUCUGAAAAGUGCCGCUCCAAAAAAAAUGCACAGUGGAAUGAGUGGAUCGAACGCGUAAGUGGAACAUACAGAAUUAUUUGGCGGUAAAAGAAGUUAUACGCACCAUGGAAGGCAGAAUAGAAUUUUGAUAACUGCAACAUCUUCAAUGGUGGAAUCAAAUUUCUCUCUCCGAAACUAAAUUUUUAUGUACGGUAAUUGGUACCUAUUUGCAGUAAACUAUUUCUGAUGUUCAUAAGGCCAACAGUUAUGACUUACUCAGCCGUCCAUAAAUUUGGUUCAAAUAAUAGCCAUCGCAACAUGCUUUUACAAGAAUUGCUAUUAUUUUUUCGUUUAUUUCUAUCCUUUGUAAUUAACUGCUAAUUAAAAAGAAUGUGGAGCUAUUUUUUAAAAUGUGAGUAUCCAAGUUGUAAUGAGUGGGAUAGUGCAAGCCUGGAUAAUGGACCUUACUUGUUAGUUGCUAUUUUGUACUGUAUUUUAAGAUAGAGCGAUGGAAUAUCACGUGCGGAGAGAGUCAA
Paramacrobiotus metropolitanus is the source of this 1689-nucleotide messenger RNA. Its product is annotated as dynein light chain Tctex-type 1-like. The transcript has 2 exons. The record is from RefSeq and is a predicted model, not a curated record. The coding region runs from base 521 to 1123 and encodes 200 amino acids. Lineage: Eukaryota; Metazoa; Tardigrada; Eutardigrada; Parachela; Macrobiotidae.